This is a messenger RNA of Prunus armeniaca (apricot), 858 nucleotides long. The record is from the annotation of a GenBank genome assembly. NCBI's taxonomy places the organism in Eukaryota, Viridiplantae, Streptophyta, Magnoliopsida, Rosales, Rosaceae.
AUGAACUCACAAUCCAGCUCGCCAAUAGCUAAUGGAGCAAGAUAUGAUGCUGUCAUCACAAUUGUAGCGACAGACAAUAUCCAGACGACACCAUUGGAUUUGGACCAAAGAAUCCCGGAAACAAGAUGGCUUCUGCAUCCAUCAGCAGGAAACGAGUCUUGUUGCAUUUUCAAGGUACGUCAAUGCCUUGUGGAAAUAAACAACAAGACUUACCAGCCCCAUAUUGUCUCCAGUGGUCCAUAUCACUAUGGAGAUCAACGUUUGGAGAUGAUGCAGCAACACAAACGGAGAUUUCUUCACGAUCUACUUGCUCGAACAGCUUCAACCGGCCCAACACUUGAUCACUAUCGCCAGGUGGUAGCAGCAAUGGAAGAAGAUAUAAGACGGUGCUACUCGGAGACCAUCAGUUUAUGCAGUCAUGAUCUAAUUGAGAUGAUGGUGUUGGAUGGUCUCUUCACUAUUGAACUCUUUUGCAAAGUUGGAGAAUUGUCACCAAGUGAUCCAGACGAUCCCGUCUUUAACUUGGCAUGCGUAUUCGCUAAUAUCUUUCGAGAUCUUCUUCGUUUCGAGAAUCAAAUUCCUUUCUUCCUUCUUCAAAAACUAUUUGAUGAAUCAAAACCUUCAAGGAAACAUAGUGACUCAUCCUUAGCCAAACUUGCUUUAAAGUUCUUUACUUGUGCAGUAGAAACCCCUGAGCAAGUGUUAAAUCAGGACUUCACUACUGUUGAAGGAAACAUUUACUGGAUUUACUCCGCCGGAGUUUUAUCCCUGAACCCUAUGAUCAUUCACCUCAAGAAGAUCCUCCUCCGUCCAUUGAAUUUAUCCAGUCAGCCAAAAGCUUCGUCAAGCUGGAAUUAA